UGUUGUUGUUAUUGUUGCCAAGACUUCAUAAGAUAUUGUUCAAAUCAUUGUACCUAAUUUGUAUUGGUCUAUUUCGUAGUAAUGAUGGAUAUUGUAAAUAAUAAAUGGUUCGUUAGUAUAUUGAAUUUGUCAAUUUUUGUAGCAGUGGCGGAUGCCUUUUAUUCUUCUAAGUGAUGUUGUGGAAUAAAUGGAUUCUACGUUGUUUAAUUAUAUUCAAUACAUUUUACUGGAUUACAGGAUGUAUUGCUUUAAGUGUUGGAAUUUAUGAAAUCACUUAUAGUGAUUAUCAUUUUCUUCGAGGAAAAUAUGAUUUAGGAUUAUUUACUGGAUCUUAUAUGAUAUGUUCAUGUGGGAUAAUUAUUUUAAUAUCUAGUCCAUUUGGUUGGGCUGGGAUCCUGUCAAGAUCAAGAGGUAUAUCAAUAUCAUUUUGUAUUAUUCUGGUACUUAAUGGAAUUUGUCUACUUAGUUGUGGAAUAUGGUCAUCAAAAUAUUCUGAAAAUAUACACAUUGAGCUAAAUAAAAUGUUUGAUAAUUUACUAAAAAAUUAUGAUGAGAAACGUUUAAUGGUGAAUGAUGAAACUAAAUUUCUCAAUUACAUUCAAUAUAAAUUUGAUUGCUGUGGUAAAUUAAAUGUUGAAGAUUUGAUAGAUCGUAAACCAAUUAUUGCAUGUGGAAUGAAACCAAUUGAAAAGAAGUGUAAUUAAUAAUUCAUUCAAUUAGGGAUGUUUAACGAAAGUUAUUGGCACGACAAAAUCCGGUCAAUUUCGUAUUGCAUUUGUUAGCAUCUGUUUAGCUAUGUGGCAGUUUUUCGGUAUCAUUAUUUACUCCUUCUUUACUUGUUCAAACUGGAAUAAUCAAAAUCACCAUCAUCAUCAUUUUGAUUAUUAGUAUUCAAAAAAAGAAUACAAGGAACUUUGAAUAAUGAUAAUGAUGGAAAGAAUUUUUAGACAGAAGUAUAUGUUACUAUAAAAUAUACUGGUAUCUAUGCCUUAAAAAGAAAUAAACAAAUGAAUUGACAAUAUUCAGUGAGGAUAAUUAUUUUGAUUAUAUUAGUAAUCGCAGAGAGAGAGAGAGGAAAAAAAAAGAAAGAUCCCUUGGUUACAACAGUAUUAUGUCUUUUUCUUUUCCAAUUUACUUGUUUAAAUUA
This is a messenger RNA of Schistosoma guineensis, 1147 nucleotides long. The record is from the annotation of a GenBank genome assembly. Lineage: Eukaryota; Metazoa; Platyhelminthes; Trematoda; Strigeidida; Schistosomatidae.